CGUGUGAAGUACAUCAGCUAUUACCUACCUGGCAUUUGAUGAGACACUUACAUACUACAUCAAUAAUGUAAAAGGUAUUUUAAAUAGUAUAUAUAAUUAGAAAGGUAAUUUUCUUUUCAGUUUAAAUCUUCAUUGAGGCCAAGAAGUUUCAAAAUUUGCUAUAACUCAAAAAAAAAUUAUGGCUAACUCACUGCAUAGUCUGAUCAUGUCAGUUAGUCCACAGAAGAGACACAAGUAAUAAUUAGUAGUAAAAAAACAUUAACCUCAUGUUGACAACCAAACAGGUAAGUUGAAACAUUCUACCUUCCCGUUAGGCAUCCUGAGGAAGUUAAUAACAGUUGUUGAUAUCAAAGGGGCUUUGCAGUACAGACGGUUCUGUUAAAAUUUGAUAUAUAUGUCCCUGAAAAGCAUCAUGCUAUAAAAAUCAUGCCCAAAAGAAACAAAAACCCACAGGAUGUACAGGAAACAAAUGAAAUUUGGGGUACAACACUCAAAAAUGUCACCAUGAAGAUUUAAAGAGAUAGGAACCUUUAAAAACAUGACAGUACAAUUUUACUCAUGUCAAAUGGCUAAGAAAUAUGUAAAAACUUACACAGUAUUUACACAGAUAAAUACUGUGCUUUGCUUUUGAAGAGACCUGAAGUUUGCUUAUAAAAAUGAGCAUAGAUGUGGCAGCUUGUUACUGUGAAGUCAUUGAGGAAAGAUUUUCUGAAAUCAGAAGAAAAGUUGUGUACCAGAAGUGAAUGGGUGUGACUGAUUCCAUGAGGACGUAGUGAGCUGAAGUAGCUGGCAGAUGUUUAAGAAAAUGCUUGGACAGAAGAGAUGAGUACUAUUUCCACUAAGGCCUAGAAUUGCCUACUGUACAAAUAGUCCUGAUCAGGCAAUAUACGAAUGGCCCAAGGAAGCCACCAAAUUGAUUUUCAGGUUUUACAUGACCUGCGACAAAAAUUCCCUGAAGUACCUGAAGUUGUUGUAUCCAGGUGCAUGUUACAGAAUAAUAAUAACCUGGAUGCCUGCUGUGCAGUUCUCUCUCAGGAGAGUACAAGGUAUCUUUAUGGUGAAGGAGACUUGAAUUUUUCGGAUGAUUCUGGAAUUUCUGGUCUACGCAAUCACAUGACUUCUCUCAACUUGGACUUGCAGUCACAGAAUGUUUACCACCAUGGAAGAGAAGGAAAUAGAAUGAAUGGAAGUAGGACUCUAACGCACAGCAUUAGUGAUGGACAACUUCAAGGUGGUCAGUCCAAUAAUGAACUAUUUCAGCAGGAGCCACAGACAGCACCAGCUCAAGUUCCUCAAGGCUUCAAUGUUUUUGGAAUGUCCAGUACAUCUGGUGCUUCAAAUUCAGCACCACAUCUUGGAUUUCACUUAGGCAGCAAAGGAACAUCUAACCUUUCUCAACAAACUCCGAGAUUUAAUCCCAUUAUGGUAACUUUAGCCCCAAAUAUCCAGACUGGUCGUAAUACUCCUACAUCUUUGCACAUACAUGGUGUACCUCCACCUGUACUUAACAGUCCACAGGGAAAUUCUAUCUAUAUUAGGCCCUACAUUACAACUCCUAGUGGUACAACUCGACAGACACAACAGCAUUCUGGCUGGGUAUCUCAGUUUAAUCCCAUGAACCCUCAACAAGUUUAUCAACCUUCACAGCCUGGUCCCUGGACUACAUAUCCUGCAUCUGCUCCUCUGCCACAUACCUCAGCCCAGCAGCCCAAUCAGCAAGGCCACCAGACUUCUCAUGUCUACAUGCCCAUCAGUUCACCUACUACCCCACAGCCACCAACAGUUCAUUCAUCUGGUGGCUCACAGUCUUCUGCCCACAGCCAAUAUAACAUUCAGAAUAUUUCAACAGGACCUCGAAAAAACCAGAUUGAAAUCAAACUUGAACCCCCACAAAGAAACAGUUCUUCAAAAUUACGUUCUUCUGGACCUCGAACCUCCAGCAGUUCCUCUUCGGUCAACAGCCAGACCUUAAAUAGAAAUCAGCCCACUGUUUACAUAGCUGCCAGUCCCCCGAAUACUGAUGAGGUAAUGUCCCGUAGUCAACCUAAGGUCUAUAUUUCAGCUAAUGCCACCACAGGAGAUGAGCAGGUCAUGCGGAAUCAGCCCACCCUCUUUAUAUCCACAAACUCUGGAGCAUCUGCUACCGCCAGGAAUAUGUCCGGGCAAGUGAGCAUGGGUCCUGCCUUUAUUCAUCACCACCCUCCCAAAAGUCGAGCAGUAGGCAAUAACUCUGCAACUUCUCCUCGAGUGGUGGUCACUCAGCCCAAUACAAAAUAUACUUUCAAAAUUACAGUUUCUCCCAAUAAACCCCCUGCAGUUUCACCAGGGGUAGUGUCCCCUACCUUUGAACUUACAAAUCUUCUAAACCAUCCUGAUCAUUAUGUAGAAACAGAGAAUAUUCAGCACCUCACGGACCCUACUUUAGCACAUGUGGAUAGAAUAAGUGAAGCACGGAAGUUGAGUAUGGGAUCUGAUGAUGCUGCCUACACACAAGCUCUAUUGGUACAUCAGAAGGCCAGAAUGGAACGACUUCAAAGAGAACUUGAGAUUCAAAAGAAAAAGCUGGAUAAACUAAAAUCUGAGGUCAAUGAAAUGGAAAAUAAUCUAACUCGAAGGCGUCUGAAAAGAUCAAAUUCCAUAUCCCAAAUACCUUCACUUGAAGAAAUGCAGCAGUUGAGAAGUUGUAAUAGACAACUCCAGAUUGACAUUGACUGCUUAACCAAAGAAAUUGAUCUUUUUCAAGCCCGAGGACCACAUUUUAAUCCCAGCGCUAUUCAUAACUUUUAUGACAAUAUUGGAUUUGUAGGUCCUGUGCCACCAAAACCCAAAGAUCAGAGGUCCACCAUCAAAACACCAAAGACUCAAGACACAGAAGAUGAUGAGGGGGCUCAGUGGAAUUGUACUGCCUGUACUUUUUUGAACCAUCCGGCCUUAAUCCGUUGUGAACAGUGUGAGAUGCCCAGGCAUUUCUGAGCCAAGAGGCCCUAUAUCUUCUCUGAAACCACAUCUGAAGUUCAAGAAACUAGUCUGUCAUCAGGGGAAAAGUUUUACUGCUACAUAGGAUUUUGUCAAAUUGAAGGUGUGACAAGAUGAUGUUGUGCUAAUGUUAAAUGUCAGCCCACAGAGCUCAUAAUACCUCAGUCUAAUGUCAUGGGCAGUUGAAAUUCAUCACAUGAAAGGUAAUCUGCUGAAAGACUUGGUUGCCCGCUGCCUAACCAUGUACAGUGUUACCAUUAGCCCAUUAUGGAUAAUUCUCAGUAUAUUAAUGCCUAGGUGUUCCCAGUUCCUUUUCCCCUCAUGUCACUACUGAAUUUUGACAGGAGGAAAGAGUAGAACGAUGGCUUUUUUUUUUUUUUUAAAGCUUUUGGUGAAACACUACAAACAUGAAGAAAAGGAACAAGGUUUAACUAUUUAAAACUGUUUGCUGCCGCAUAGUGCCAACGGAUAGGGGAAGAACUUCACAAAUCUGUGGUACUCUUGGCCUUGUCUUUGUCUUCCCUGAAAACAUCUCCACUCUGUGAAGCCAGCAUCUAGGGUCUAAAGAUGAAAAGGAGAGCAGCAUGCAUUGUCUGUACAAACUUGGAGUGAAAUAUCCCACAGCUUUUCCUACUGUACAGAUCUCUCGAGUCUGCUUUAAGUGAUUUCUUUUCUUCCUUAUUAUUUUCUUAUAUUUCUAUAUGUAUAGUGUAAUAGUCUUUUGUUAACUAAUUCUCUUUUUUUCUUUUAGUGAUUAAGCACGAUCAUGUCCCUUUUUAAGCCUUAUCUGAAAGAAGCAAUGCCUUAAAAUAAAAAAGCAUUAAUGAAAUGAAACUAUGCACAACAUAACUUUCCUCUCCUUACUCUGUACUCUGCCCUCGUGAGUGCCGGUGUUCUGUGAAGACAUGCAGAUGCUGCACAGUGAAUUGCAGAAAAUAUUACAAGACUUACGUCUAUAGGUCACACUAUAUACUGACUUCAGUGGUGGGUGACACAACACAGCGUUUUAUCUUCCACAGGGAAGCUUAAAACAAAAGAUAUUUUUAAGCCACUGACAGCAACAAGGUUAAGCUUGCUUUAUCUGCCUGGUGUCCCACAGAACUUUCACAAGAGAUUACUAUUGGGAAAGUACAGUUUCAAAACCAGCAACAGCAGCAGAACCCACAGCCCUCUUUUUGGAGAGAAGUUUAAAUGCUUUACUGUUGGGGCAGUCCGUUUCUAAACCUGACUUGGUGGCAGUAUCAUGUAUAUUUAUAAAACAAGGCUAGUCAUAUUUAGGACAACUGAAGAAAAGCUGGAAAAAAAGAAAAACAAGCAAACUUGAACACUGAAGCAACCUCAAGCAUCUCUUUAUUUUGAUGAUAUAUUUUUAUAAGGAAAAUAAAUAUUCAGACGAUCAGGAAUGUAUAUAACUAAAUGAAAUCAAGAAAAAGAAAUAACAGUAUGCAUUUAAAACAGAAUUAUGAAAUUAUAUAUCAGUGCUUAGAAUGGGGCUAAGGGAAGUGCUGAAAUGUAGCAAAAGAUAGGAGAUAAAUGUAGACUGUCACCCACUGUAAAUGUUUGCAAAUGAAUAUUUUUUAAACAGGAUUAUUACAGGUGAUUCUAUAUGAAUGUCAGAGCCUUAACUUCCAGGCUUUGCAUCUUGUAUAUGGGAAGAAAUAUGACAAUCCUAGUUAAUUAGACAAUAAACCCAAAGCCCUUAACAUUUGAUGCAUUUUGUUUUAAAAAUAGGCCUUGUUUUUCAGCUUCAUCUGCAGUUCUAUGUGAAGAUUGAUAAAUCAGUUUUUACUUGUUUUAUUAAUAAAACGUAAUUUGGA
Camelus dromedarius (Arabian camel) is the source of this 4793-nucleotide messenger RNA. It is a transcript of the gene TAB2, whose product is annotated as TGF-beta activated kinase 1 (MAP3K7) binding protein 2. Gene Ontology annotation, molecular function: K63-linked polyubiquitin modification-dependent protein binding; ubiquitin binding. The record is from RefSeq and is a predicted model, not a curated record. The coding region runs from base 892 to 2973 and encodes 693 amino acids. The transcript has 7 exons. Lineage: Eukaryota; Metazoa; Chordata; Mammalia; Artiodactyla; Camelidae. Gene Ontology annotation, biological process: positive regulation of protein kinase activity; positive regulation of canonical NF-kappaB signal transduction.